This is a messenger RNA of Paramecium sonneborni, 2417 nucleotides long. NCBI's taxonomy places the organism in Eukaryota, Ciliophora, Oligohymenophorea, Peniculida, Parameciidae. The record is from the annotation of a GenBank genome assembly.
CUUAUAUAUUUUUUGCAAUGUCGAUUAUAAGUGUCCAACAAAAAGUUAAUUUAACUAAUUAUUUAAACCUAUAAGCAACAGUAUCUGUGUUUUUAGGUGUAAAUGAGAGUCAAAUUGAAGAGGUUCAACAGUUAACAACAUCAAAAUACAAGCUCAUAUUUAAGUAAUUUUGAUAAUGAAUGUUUUUUAGGAACUCAAAUAAAAAAAUAAUUUUACAUACUAAAUCCAGCAACCCAUAAACAAUAGUAAAAAUAUAUAAUAAAUUGUGAUAGGGAAACUAAUUAGAAAAGGAUUAUUUGAUUGUUUAAAAAUUAUCAGCUGUAAAUUUUCCAGUGCCUAGAUCAUUAUUUUAUUGUGAAGAUCAAUCAAUUAUAGGUGUUCCUUUUUAUGCAACAGAAUAUGUUGAGGGAAGACUUUUCACAUAUAAUCAAUUAAUGUGUGUAUCACAAAGAGAAAAGAAGUUAUUAUAUAUGGAAUUAGCAAAAACAUUAGCUGAUUUACAUUCCAUAAAUUUAAAUUAUUUAGGUUUGGGAAAAUUGGAAUCUCAGAUAAGUCAUUAUGAAACCUUAAAUAAGAAAUUAUAUAACUUAUAUAAAUUGCAUGAAACAUAGAUAUCGACAAAUGUAGAGGAUCUAUUAUAUUGGCUAUAAUUAAACUAGCCAGUGAAAUAAGAAUUGGAUAAUUUUUGUUUAAUUCAUGGAAACUUUUCAAUAUAAAAAGUAAUAUUUCAUGCAACAGAACCUAAAGUAUUGGCUAUUUUGGAUUGGUAAUAGGCAUAAUUAGGAAAUGCAUUGAUUGAUUUGGCUAGUUUAGUAUCACCAUAUUAUAUUCCUUAUUCUAAUGGAUAAUAAUAGAUAGAUGGUUGGUUUGGUAUGGAAGAAAUAUUUGGUUAACCUAAUUUAUAAGAAGUAUUGACAGCUUAUUUUAGAGCAAGAUCUAGUGAAUAAAUAGCAGACAUUAGAUAUUAAUUGAUAAUUUCAAUACUGAAAUAAUCAAUUGAUUAAUAGAUUAUAUAUAAAUAAACAAAAGAGGUGAAGUAUGAGUAGAAUUCUCAUUUUUUAUCAAAAGCAGGUUAUGAAUUGAUUUUAUAAAUGACAGAAGGAGAUCCUUUUGGAAUAAAAAUGAGAGCAACAAAUGAUGGAUAAUUAUGGUCUAAUUGGCCAAUUUCAGAGAGAUGCAAGAGUUAUUAUUAUAGAAUAAAAGAUUUUUUAAGAGUUGAAGUAUUUCCAAUAGAGAAAAGGAUUUUAGAUUAAGUAAGAUAAGUUCCAAAGAGUAUUAGAAAUAAAGGAAUAGUGGAGAUUGAAGAAUUAUAGAGAAAAGCUAAAUCAGUAGGAUUAUGGAAUUUAUUUAUUUAAGAUCCAAUGUAUGGUAAAGGUUUAACAAAUUUAGAAUAUGUAUUUUUAUCUGAAUUAAUGGGAUUAAGUUAUUUAGCUCAUGAAAUAUUUAAUUGUUUUGCACCAGAAACAGGAAAUAUAAAAUUAUUAAUAGGAUAUGGUACAUAAUAUUAAAAAGAGAAAUACUUAAAACCAUUAUUAGAAGGAGAAUGUAAAUCGUUUUUUGCAAUGAGUGAAAAGAAUGUAUCAUCUUCAGAUCCAAAUAAUUUUGAAUGUACAAUUACACCUUGUAAAGAAGGAUAUAUUCUUAAUGGUAGUAAAUAUUUUGUUUCAAGUGCUCCAGAUGAAAGAGCAAUUUUUGGAAUAGUAAUGGGUAAAUCUUCAUAAGAUAUGAAUAAUCCUAUUGAAUCAUAAUCAAUGGUAAUUGUUGAUAUGAAUAAUGCAAAAGUAAAAAUAGUUAGAUAAUUUUCAUCUAUUUGUUUUUAUGAUUUACCUCAUGGUUAUGCAGAAGUUGAAUUUGAUAAUGUAUUUAUACCUAAAGAGAAUCUAUUAGGAUAAAUUGGAGGAGCAUUCAAAAUGGCUUAAGGUAGAUUGUUAGGUGGAAGAUUACAUCAUUGUGUUAGAUAAAUUGGAUUAACUAAAAGAUGUCUUGAUUUAAUGAUGACAAGAUCAGAAAAAAGAAUUAUCUUUAAAGAAAAGUUAAAAGAUAAUUCUGCUUUUUAAGAAAGAUUAGGGGAUCUAGAAAUAGCAUUUUAAUCAUGUAGAUUAUUAAGUUUAAAUGCUGGAUUGUUAUUAGAUUCUGCUGGAUCUAAUCAUUUACAUACAUUUAUGGCUAUUAGUGAAUGUAAAGCUCAUAUACCAAAGGCAUGUUAAUAUAUUAUAGAUUAAUGUAUACAAGCGUUUGGUGCUGAAGGUGUUACAGAAGAAUAACCAUUAGCUAUUGCAUUUCGUUUUGCUAGAGCUAUUAGAUUCAUGGAUGGACCAUGUGAAGUACAUCUUAGAUAAAUAUCAAGAUUUGCUUAUGGAAAUCACUUAUUCAACGAUCUAAAUAAUGCUCAAGGAUAUGGAUUUGCUAAGCUAUGA